Etheostoma spectabile (orangethroat darter) is the source of this 4260-nucleotide messenger RNA. RefSeq names its product NACHT, LRR and PYD domains-containing protein 12. Gene Ontology annotation, molecular function: protein binding. NCBI's taxonomy places the organism in Eukaryota, Metazoa, Chordata, Actinopteri, Perciformes, Percidae. The transcript is spliced from 13 exons. The coding region runs from base 100 to 3501 and encodes 1133 amino acids. The record is from RefSeq and is a predicted model, not a curated record.
AGCAGUGAAAGUGAAAGUGUGUAGACUCCAUCUAGUGUUGCAGCAGGAGAACGUCUCCGCCGCUGACUGAGCUCAGACCAGACCAGGGCGGAUGGUGUGAUGGAGGAAGAGGACGGAGCAGAGUCCGGCUGUCGGUCUAUGAAGAGUGACUGGUCCAGAGACUACCCCCCAAACCUCAGCCCUGAACCUGGACCCUCAGACACAAGUGGAUUGGAUUGGAUGGAGGAAGAGGACGGAGCAGAGUCCGGCUGUCGGUCCAUGAAGAGUGACUGGUCCAGAGACUACCCCCCAAACCUCAGCCCUGAACCUGGACCCUCAGACACAAGAAAGAAGAAGAGGAAAGAUGUUUCUGAGGAGGGGCAACCGCCCAGAACCAGAACCAGAACCAGAACCAGAGCUGGACCGGAGGCAGCCAUCCAGAGCAGCUCUGGACAACGAAUUAGUGGACAACAUGGACAUAAGAUCAGUGUGAAGAGGACAUGUGAACGUGUGACUGAAGGAAGUGAUCAAACAGGAAGUGGAACCCUCCUCUGCAGGAUCUACACAGUCCUCUGCAUCACAGAGGAACUGAGUGAAGAUGUUAAUACCCAACAUGAGGUGAGGCAGCUGGAGACAGCUUCCAAGAAGAAGAUCCUCCACGACUCUCCGAUCCAGUGCAGCGACAUCUUUAAAGCCUCACCUGGCCAACAGAAACCCAUCAGAGUGGUUCUGAUGAUCGGCGUCGCUGGCGUUGGAAAAACCUUCUCAGUGCAGAAGUUCUGUCUGGACUGGGCCGAGGGGUUGGAGAACCAAGAUGUCGAUCUGGUGAUUCCUCUUUCCUUCAGGGAGCUGAACCUGAUCAGAGAUGAGCAGUACAGUCUUCUGGAGCUGGUCCGUGUUUUCCAUCCAACAUUACAGGAGGUCCCAGCAGACCAGCUCGCUGCCUCCAGACUUCUCUUCAUCUUUGACGGCCUGGAUGAAAGCAGACUUUCACUGGAUUUCAACAACGAUGAGGCUGUUCCUGAUGUCACACACAAGUCCUCAGUCAACCUGCUGUUGACAAACCUCAUCCAGGGGAAGCUGCUUCCCUCGGCUCUCGUCUGGAUCACGUCCCGACCUGCAGCAGCCAAUCAGAUCCCUCCUGCGUGUGUUGACAGGGUAACAGAAGUACGAGGCUUUACUGACCCCCAGAAGGAGGAGUACUUCAGGAAGAGAGUCAGUGAUGAAGAGCUGUCCAGGAGAAUCAUCUCCCACAUCAAGACCUCCAGGAGCCUCCACAUCAUGUGUCUGAUCCCAGUCUUCUGCUGGAUCACUGCUACAGUCCUGGACCACAUGUUGACUACAGACCAGAGAGGAGAGCUGCCCAAGACCCUGACUGACAUGUACUCCCACUUCCUGCUGGUUCAGACAAAGAGGAAGAAGCUCAAGUACGCUGAGGGACAUGAGACGAGUCCACAGGAGCUGAUGGAGGCCGACGGGGAAGUUCUUCUGAAGCUGGGGAGGCUGGCGUUUGAACAGCUGGAGAAAGGAAACAUCAUGUUCUACCAAGAAGACCUGGAGCGCUGUGGUCUGGAUGUCACAGAGGCCUCGCUGUACUCAGGAGUCUGUUCACAGAUCUUCAAAAGAGAGAGUGUUGUCUUCCAGAAAUCAGUCUACUGCUUUGUUCAUCUGAGCGUUCAGGAGUUUCUGGCUGCAGUCUAUCUUUUCCACUGUUACACCAACAGGAACACACAGGUACUCAAGGACUUCCUGGGACCAGACUGGGACUGGCGCUAUAAAAACAUUGACCCAUCCCUGAAGGAGUUUCAGGAAAAAGGCUACAUUGAUUCAUCCCUGGAUGUCUUCCUUAAGAGAGCUGUGCAGAAAUCCCUUGAGAGUGAAAAUGGCCACCUGGACCUGUUUGUCCGCUUCCUUCAUGGCCUCUCUCUGGAGUCAAACCAGAGACUCUUAGGAGGUCUGCUGGGUCAGACAGACAACAGUCCAGAAAUCAUCCAGAGAGCCAUCAACAACCUGAAGGAGAUGAACAGUUAUGAGAUCUCUCCUGACAGAAGCAUCAACAUCUUCCACUGUCUGAUGGAGAUGAAGGACCACUCAGUCCAUCAGGAGAUCCAAGAGUUCCUGAAGUCUGAGAACAGAUCAGGGAAGGAACUCUCUGAGAUCCACUGCUCAGCUCUGGCCUACAUGCUGCAGAUGUCAGAGGAGGUUCUGGAUGAGUUGGACCUGCAGAAGUACAAAACAUCAGACCAGGGACGACUGAGACUGGUUCCAGCUGUGAGGAACUGCAGAAAGGCUCGACUAUCUAACUCGGGACUCUCAGAGGCUCACUGUGGAGUCGUGGCCUCAGCUCUGAAGUCCAACCCCUCCCAUCUGAGAGAGCUGGACCUGAGUCACAACAAGCUGCAGGAUUCAGGAGUGAAGCAUCUGUCUGCUGGACUGCAGAGUCCACAAUGUAGACUGGAGACUUUAAGGUUGAGGGACUGCAGUUUGUCGGGGACCAGCUGUGCUUCUCUGACCUCAGCUCUGAAGUCCAACCCCUCCCACCUGAGACUGCUGAACCUGAGUCACAACGAGCUGCAGGACUCAGACGUGAAACAGCUGUGUGGUUUUCUGGAGAGUCCAGACUGUAGACUGGAGACUCUGAGAUUGAGGCGCUGCAGUUUGUCAGAGACCAGCUGUGCUUCUCUGGCCUCAGCUCUGAAGUCCAACCCCUCCCAUCUGAGAGAGCUGGACCUGAGAAACAACCAGCUGCAGGACUCAGGAGUAAAGCUGCUGUGUGGUUUUCUGGAGAGUCCAGACUGUAGACUGGAGACUCUGAGAUUGUAUGACUGCAGUUUGUCAGAGACCAGCUGUGCGUCCCUGACCUCAGCUCUGAAGUCCAACCCCUCCCAUCUGAGAGUUCUGGAGCUGAGUAACAACCAGCUGCAGGAUUCAGACGUGAAGCAGCUGUGUGGUUUUCUGGAGAGUCCAGACUGUGGACUGGAGACUCUCAGAUUGUGGGACUGCAGUUUGUCAGAGACCAGCUGUGCUUCUCUGGUCUCAGCUCUGAAGUCCAACCCCUCCCAUCUGAUGGAGCUGGACCUGAGUUACAACGAGCUGCAGGACUCAGGUUUAAAUCUGCUGUGUGGUUUUCUGGAGGAUCCAAACUGUAGAUUGGAGACUCUGAGAUUGAGUGUCUGCAGGUUGUCAGAGACCAGCUGUGGUUCUCUGGCCUCAGCUCUAAAGUCCAACCCCUCCCAUCUGAGGGAGCUGCAGCUGAGUAAAAACAAGCUGCAGGACUCAGGAGUGGAGCAGCUGUGUGGUUUUCUGGAGAGUCCAGACUGUAGACUGAAGACUCUGAGAUUGAUUGGCUGCAGUUUGACGGAGACCAGCUGUGCUGCUCUGGCCUCAGCGCUGAAGUCCAACCCCUCCCACCUGAGAGAGCUGGACCUGAGUGACAACAGCCUGAAGGAUUCAGACGGGAAGCUGCUGUGUGAUCUGAAGGAGAGUCCAGACUGCAGACUGGAGACUGUGAGGUGGGAGUGAUCUCUGUCGGAGGGAGGGAUCAGAAAGCCCCGAGUCUACAGAAGGAAGAGGGGGAGGGUUUUUAAGGUCACUGCCAACGUAAACAUCAGUCUCCCAUGUGUCCAAGGCCGUUAAGCCAAUCAAUGCUGAAUCAUGCACCAGCCCUGAAUUUGGCCUUGGUGACACUUUGACAUGUUUCUGACUGUUAGUUGUUAACUGGGGGGGCGGCUGUGGCUCAGGGGUAGAGCGGGUGCCUGCCAAUCGGAAGGUUGGUGGUUCAAUCCCUGGCCCUGCAGUCCCAUUUCGAAGUGUCCUUGGGCAGGAGACUGAACCCCGAGUUGCCCCCGAUGCUGCGCAUCGGAGUGUGAAUGUGUGUGUGAGUGAGUGUGUUUCUAAUGAGCAGCCUCGGCCACAGUGUAUGAAUGUGUGUGAUGGUGAAUAGAUCCUGUAUGAUGUAAAAGCGCUUUAUAUAUAAAUACAUUUACAUUUAGUGUCAUUAACCAGCUUGCUGUCCUCCUGUUAUCCUGGUCUCUGCUGCAGUCUGCUGGUGGUAACGGGUCUGUGUGGCGUGGCAUAGAAACGGGUUACAUUCCUCGUGCAGCUUAUCACAGUUUUUCCUGUUGCCGCGUGUUCCGCGUUGCCACUUCACGGUGUUGCACUCUUAAGUUUGAUAUACGACAAGAAACGGCAUCUUCGAUUCAUAUUUCAAUCAUUUUACAGCCAUAAGAGCUAGAAACUUACCGUCUUUUCCAGCUAAAAGCUAACCGUCAAGGGGGGGGG